AGUACUGUUGAUCAGCCAAGAAUUUCUGACUAUAAACAUAGAAAUGGUCAUCCAUUUCUUUAGAGGGAGAAACACAAGAAAGAGAGAGAAAUUCUUCACCUACAAAAAAAAAAAGAUUAAAAUCUUUUUUUUUUCAUUCAUAUAUCUGUCUCUUUGUGUAUUGAAUCUUGUUAAUGGAGGCUGGAGUGAGCAAUAAUAAUAAUAAUAAAAAUGAUGAGAAGGGGUUGCCGGCGGAGAGUGAUCAGAUAAUAAGAAAGUCAACGCCGGCGCCAUUUCUGGUGAAGACUUACACGGUGGUAGAAGAUCCGGCGACCGACGAGGUGAUAUCGUGGAACGGCAACGGGACGGCGUUUGUGGUUUGGCAGACGGCGGAAUUCGCUAAAGAUGUUUUGCCAAAGCUCUUUAAGCAUUGCAAUUUCUCAAGCUUUGUUCGCCAACUUAAUACUUAUGGAUUUCGAAAGGUGACGACAACAAGGUGGGAGUUUUACAAUGACAAAUUUCAAAAGGGUGAAAAGGAAAAGCUUUGCGAAAUACGAAGAAGAAAGACAUGGACCAACAAGCAACAACAAGAAGUUGAUGAAGAUCAAAGAUCCACCUCUUCAAACUCAUCAUCUUCCCAAUACAAUACUCUAAUGGAUGAGAACAAGAGGUUGAAGAAGGAAAAUGGUGCCUUAAGCUCAGAGCUUGCAACCAUGAAAAGUAAGUGCAAAGAACUUUUUGAUUUGGUAGCUAAGUAUCAAAAUGUUUCAAAGAAAGAAGAGAAAGAUGAGAGGCCAAAGUUAUUUGGUGUAAGGUUGGAAGAAGGAGAGAGAGAGAGGAAGAGAAAAAGGGCAGAAGAGAUUAGUGAAACUGCAACUUUUUUGCUAUCUCAAUCAUGCAAAUGAAGGCCAAGUGGAGAAGUCAAUUAUUAUUAGAUUUUAAGAAGGCUACUACAAAAUCAUGUAGCUUAUAUAAUUAUUAAACUAGGCAAUAGUGCAUUGUGAGGUAUAUAUUUGUAAAAAAAAACAAAUUGACUUUUUUUUCCCUUUAUAUUUGCAAAAGACUAAUAAAGGCUGAAAGGAUAACAAAAUGAUGGGCACAAGCUCCAUCUAUCAAUUUA
Molecule: messenger RNA, 1099 nt
Organism: Benincasa hispida (wax gourd)
Lineage: Eukaryota; Viridiplantae; Streptophyta; Magnoliopsida; Cucurbitales; Cucurbitaceae
Product: heat stress transcription factor B-3-like
Biological process (GO): regulation of transcription by RNA polymerase II
Cellular component (GO): nucleus
Molecular function (GO): RNA polymerase II cis-regulatory region sequence-specific DNA binding; DNA-binding transcription factor activity
Source: RefSeq, a predicted model, not a curated record